AGCACACCACCUAAUAUUUAGAAGCCCUUGCUUGCGUCUGAAGAGCAGCUGUUGUCUUUAUCGUCAUCAUCAUCAUCAACUCCUGAGGAAUCAUAAUGAAAACCACUCAGUUCCUUUUGCUGUGCAUCCUUGGAGCUGCUUUGUUGUCUGCAGUUAACUGCAACAAUGCAAAUGGUCCCGACAACUGCUGUUUCAAGUUGUACCCGGGAAGAAUUCAAGCAAACCUCAUCAAGUCGUAUCGACUGACUGAUCACCGAUGCCCAAAGUCUGCCAUCAUCUUCAUUACCAAAAAGUCUCGUUCAGUGUGUGUGGAUGCGUCUGCCUCCUGGACCCAACGCAUCAUGAAAAGACUGGACCAGAGCUCUUUCUGAACCAGCUGCCUGCUCAUCCUUACACAUUGCUCUGCUUUGUCAGAUAAUAUCAUAUAAAACGCAUGCAAACUUGAGUUUUUAUAAUGACAGUUCUUUUACAUGUGGUCCAAAGUUUAUCUUUCAAGCGAUUAUAAGCCUGAAAUAAUCCACUGAACAGUCACGCCCUUUGAUUGUGUAAUGUCUCGUGGAUGCUUUGUGCUAUAUAUAUUAUGCUCCAAAAUAAACACCUCACAAAUA
Molecule: messenger RNA, 608 nt
Organism: Maylandia zebra (zebra mbuna)
Lineage: Eukaryota; Metazoa; Chordata; Actinopteri; Cichliformes; Cichlidae
Product: eotaxin
Biological process (GO): immune response
Cellular component (GO): extracellular region
Molecular function (GO): chemokine activity
Source: RefSeq, a predicted model, not a curated record